AUGCCUGCGAGACGGUCCCUUGGUGCUGUGGCUGGCCCGUCGGCCCCUGCCGCCCAGCCGCAGGUGGUUGAGCUCCAUCCGAUCACAAAGCGCCUCCGCAAGAUGUGGAAGUUCGCCGCUGUUUGCCAGUUUCUCUUCGUCUUUGACGAGGCCUUUGGCAUGAGCGGCUUUGAGACCGAGACUCUCGAGUCGGACUUUGAGGACAACGAGGCCAAUGUCGUUCCCGACCUCAUCAAGCGGCUUCUCUACACUCUGACGCUUGAUCGCUCCAUCACCCUGGACAACUGGCAAGAUCACCUCAGAACGCAGUACAACCUGCGUGAUGCCGACUCUCAGGCCCGCUUCGGUACGCUCGAGCAGCCUGUCGAGUGGGUGCAGCUUUCGCUUGAGGACAAGAUCAGCACACUCCACGACCUGUGCGAGUGGCAGCUCACGGACCCAGAACGCUUCCGCAAGCUCGUCAAGUCCGAGGAAGACGUCACGACAUGGCGCGUGUCUCCCAUCGGCUGGGACGCGCAUGACAAUGCAUACUGGCUCUUUGACGACAAUCGCAUCUGGAUCCAGCGCCCAGAGCCGUUGCCCAAGCCUGCUGCCAAGGCACGUCCGCCCGCCAAAAAGGGCACGAAGCGCGCCAGGGCGGAAGCAGCCGCCGCUCGACGCGCCGCCUCGAGCGCCGCCAAAUCUUCACCCGCGCCGAAAGCAUCUGGCACCAAGCGCAGCCGGCCUUCGGAUGCGACGCCCGUCUCGACUCUCUCCAAACGCACGCGAUCUUCCGCCACCUCCACACCUUCCAAGCCCCCACCGAGGCGCGGAACGCGAACAUCUGCCCGAUUCGCCCCCCUGGACGUCGAAGAAGACACAAAGCCUUCGAGUGGCGACGGCGCCGACGACGACUCGGACCUUUCAGAUUCCGACCUGAGCGACCUGCCCGACACCACCAACGACGAGAGCAACGGUGCCAGCCUCGACGUCAAGAUGGAGACGGUCGGCACGGACGAAGCAGUCGAGGAAGCGGCGGCUGAGGAGGAGGAGGAAGAAGAAGAAGAAGAGGCAGAACAAGAAGACGAGAAACCAGCAGACGGCGAAGAGCAAGAGGAAUGGAUCGAGUUCGAGACCAUCGUGGUGACACGACAGCAGUGGAUUGACUUUGCCAAGCGCUUUGCCAAAUCAAAGGACCCCAACGAGAAGAACCUGCAUCAGUUCAUCAACAACGAGAUCCUUGACCAGGUGCUCGCCGCCAUGGACGAGAUCGAGCGGCAGCGUGCGAUGGAGCAGGCGCUCGCCAACCGCAAGCGCUCCAGCCGUAUUGCCAUGAAGGAGUCCGAACGAGAGGAGCGCGAGCGCGAUCGCGAAGCUCGCGUCAGGAUGGAAGAGAAGAUGGCAACCAUCCGUCAGGAAGAGGAAAAUCAGCGGCAGAAAGAAGUGGAAGAGCACGAGGCGCAACGAGCCCGAGAGAAUCGCUUGCGGGAGCGCGAGGAGCGUCUGCGUGCCAGGGAGCUCGAGAUCGAGACGCGUGCCAUCCGCGAGGAAGAGGAGCGCGAACGCCGCGAACACGAGCGCGAGGAGCGCAAACGCAGACGUGAAGAGAUCAUCGCCAACGGUGGCGUGCCGCCGCCUUCCAAAGACUCGACCCCCGUGCCCGAGGAUGGCUCGAUGCAUCCUCUGAACGGCCAGGACGAGGACGACGAAGUGUGGGAGCUCAACUGCGAGGUCUGCGGCAAAGCAGCCAUCAGCCCUCCCGACGAGGACGACGAGAUCGUCUGCUGCGAACAGUGCAAUGUCUGGCAGCACAUCAAGUGCUGGGACAGCUUCGACAAGCUCGUUGUCGGCCUCAAGAAGAGGCGUGACUGGGAUUCGGUCGAUUUCUUUUGCUCAAGGUGUCGUCCGCCUUCGCAAGGCACACCGGCUCCGUACCCUGGCAUUCUUGCGCAACGCCCCAAGUCGAGCCCGCGAAGCGACCAGCGCGGAGUCUCGCGCUCGAGCAACGGACCCGACAGCCCAGUACGCAAUGCCGACGGUCCCGAUUCUCCACGUCAGAGAAUCAAGCUCGUUUCCGGCCACAAAGGCACAGGAGUAGCUAAUGCGCUGACCGCUGCGGAGUUGGAAGCGUCGUCCGUAACGACGACCGGCAUCCAGUUGGCCAAGCCGCCCAUUGUGCCGUCGCAGGCAUUGCCUGCUCCGCCAUCUGGCGUCAAGCCUGCAGAGACUGGCGUCCUGACGUCGUCGGGCGCAGCGACGUCCCGUCCAUCUCCUGCCGUCGCUCCUAUUGGCCAGCUGCCACCGCCAUCGAGCCAUGCCUUGCCCUCCAGCACCGAGGCGACUACGUCCGGUCGCCCGCUGCUUCCUUCUGCCAAGGUGGACGAAGUUCCUGCAAAAGGCGAUCCGACCAAGCCCGCUGCCGCUUCCAGCGAUUCCACCAACGGCGCGGCCGCAGGCAACGGUGCCGCCAGCUCCGGCUUGGGCAUGGGGAGGCCAACGCAGCCUCCGCACUUCCCCGCAGUGGGCUCGCCACAGUCGCCCUCGUCAGCGUCUGUUUCCAGCCCAAAUGCGGGCGGCAAUGGUAGCGGAGCCGGCUUGCUGUCGCCUCGCUCGCCAUCAUAUGGAGCCACGCUCGGAAGCCCCGGCUAUCGUCGGCCUUCGCAGCCGUCGGGCUCCUUCCCGAUGCGCCAUACGCCGGCCAAGUCGCCUCUUUCGCGUCCCUAUGAUGCCUCGUCGCACCGGGACGACGCGCCCGCCAACGGCUUCAGCCUGGGACCGCCACGAGCGGCAAGCCCCUCGGCGGCGCGGGGCGCUACUUCUCUUGCAAGUCUCGGUGCUACGGCCAAGUCGCUUCACCCUUCGUCGGCUGCCGCGCCGCCCGUGCCUGCCAAGGCGCUUGGCGACGUGGUGAGCGCCGCCUUCGCAGCACCUUCUAUCGGCGCCAGUGCGGCCAGUGUCCCUGCGACCGGCCCGGGUUCGGCAGCGCAGGCCGGCCAUGCAUCACCGUCGCAACUGCAGUCGUCAGCUCUAAGCCCGGAAACGCUGAAAGGCAAGGGCGAACCUGGAGGCCAGACGAGCGACCUGGACGUCAGGAAGACCCCAUCAGCGGCUGGGAAGGCGCUUCACACGCUCGAAAACGGUCUCAACGGUGUCCCGCAGCCCGAGCACGGCGAAGGGGACGCUGAACGCCGCAGCGCUUCUCCCGUCAAGGUUGUUGAGCUGCCACCGACGCAUGUCGAGACCUCGUAG
Molecule: messenger RNA, 3228 nt
Organism: Moesziomyces antarcticus
Lineage: Eukaryota; Fungi; Basidiomycota; Ustilaginomycetes; Ustilaginales; Ustilaginaceae
Exons: 1
Coding region: 1-3228 (1075 amino acids)
Biological process (GO): regulation of DNA-templated transcription
Cellular component (GO): RSF complex
Source: RefSeq, a predicted model, not a curated record